AUGUCUUCGACGCCAUUAUUCGGCGUUCUGGGGGAAUUUGAUCCGUCUACCGAGUUGUUUACUGCUUAUUCAGAGAGAUUAGAGCAAUAUUUUAUCGCUAAUUCUAUCGGGCAAUGUGCUGCUGAUGCUACACAAGAAAUACUUGCGGCUGCCGACAAGAAAAAAGUCGCGGUAUUUAUUUCAGUUAUUGGAAAGAAAUCUUACGCAACCCUUCGUGAUUUGUGCAGUCCUGAUUCACCGAAAGAUAAAAGUUUUUCUGAGCUUUGUGAAAUGUUACGUACUCAUUACAAACCGAAACGUUUGGUUGUAGCUGAAACUUAUAGAUUUCAUCGGUGUAUUCAAGAAGAAAAUGAAAAUGUUUCUGAUUACAGUGCACGUUUGCGACACUAUGCUUCCACUUGUGAUUUUGGUCAGUUCCUAAACCGUUCUCUGGGUGAUCAAUUUAUAUGUGGAAUUCGUAAUUCAGCUACUCGGAAAAAGAUACUGAAUGAAGACCGUACUUUUCAAGAUGUGUUAAAAGUGGCCAUAGCUGAUGAAGUUGCCAGUAAGGAGACUUUAGCAUUUCAAAACAAUACGAAACCAGUGAACGAAUCUGUGCAUGCUGUGGGUAGAAAUCAAAUUCCUGAUAAGUUUUCAAAUAGCAAGAAUACAUCAAAUUUCAAUAACCUAAGACCACCAUUGCCUACCGCCCAGAAAUUUUCAUAUGCCUGUUAUUCCUGUGGAGGUACUGAACAUUCUCGGGCCCAGUGUAGAUUUAGAAAUGUUGUAUGCAGCCGAUGUAAGCGGACUGGUCACAUUGCUCGUGUUUGCAAGAGAGGUAACAUGCAAAAUAAUUUUGUCGAACAGAAACUGAGUUCAGAUGAUGUGUUUCUUGAGGAAGAAUUAUUUACGGUUUUUGAUGUUAACUCCCUAUACAAAUCAGAAAUUUCCGUACCCUUGAAAAUUGAGAAUCAAGAGUGUUCCUUACAAUUAGAUACUGGUUGUGCAUUGUCCUUGGCCACCCAAACCUUCUAUGAGCAAUUUUGUUCCCAUAUCCCUUUAAAACCUACCGCAGUGAGAUUAUCUACCUAUACCGGUGAAAAGAUUCAACCUUUGGGACAAAUCAAUGUUAAUGUUACUUAUGCUGGAACUCAGCACUCUCUUCCCUUACUGGUAGUACCACAGGGCUCUGGUGUCUUAUUUCGAAGAAACUGGCUAAGGUGUAUAAAGUUAGAUUGGAACAAUUUGCCUGGAAUUGAGUUACCGUCAUUUACUACCACAGCUACAUGCUCCAAGAUUUCUGAAAAUAAGAAUACAUUGGACUCACUCCUAUCAAAAUAUGAUGAACUGUUUCAACCUCAACUUGGGUGUUACACUGGUGAUGCUGUAGUUAUCAAUGAAAGUAAGGGAGCUAAAUUCCAUAAAGCACGUCCAGUUCCAUAUGCAAUACAGACAAGAGUUGAAAGUGCUCUACUAAAAAUGGAAAAAGAUGGUGUCAUCGAGAGGAUUUCUUCUGCUGUUAGUGCUGCCCCUAUUGUUACGGUGGGCAAAAAGGACGGUGAUGAAGUUCGAGUUUGUGGUGAUUUCAGUGUUACUUAUAAUGCAUGUGCUGAAGUUGAGACUUAUCCAAUGCCUAAAAUAGAAGAUAUGCAUUCUGCAUUGAGGGGCUGUCAAGUAUUUAGUGUAUUAGACUUGAAGCAAGCUUAUCAUCAAAUUCCCAUUUCAACUGGGUCUCAGAAGUAUCUUACUAUAAACACCCAUUUGGGUCUCUUUGCUUUUAAAAGAUUGCCUAACGGGAUUCAUUCAGGUCCUGCUAUAUUUCAGAGAAUUAUGGAUGGAUUAUUAGCAGAUAUUCCGAAAGCUGUUAGCAGAUUGGAUGACAUUCUCAUUGCUGGAACUGAUUAUGAAGAUCGUCUGAAUACUUUGUCCCAAGUGCUAGAAAGAUUGCUUAAGUUUGGUUUCAAGUUAAACAAAUCUAAGUGCAAAUUUCUCCAGUCUUCUGUGGUGUACCUAGGUCAUCUAAUCGAUAGUGCUGGCCUCCAUCCAACUGAAGACAAACUAGCAGCUGUGCGUGAUGCCCCCCUCCAAAGGAUGCUACGGCUCUUAAGUCUUUCCUAG
Paramuricea clavata is the source of this 2097-nucleotide messenger RNA. NCBI's taxonomy places the organism in Eukaryota, Metazoa, Cnidaria, Anthozoa, Malacalcyonacea, Plexauridae. The record is from the annotation of a GenBank genome assembly.